UCUGCCCCGCAGGUGGAUGGCCAGGUAGUGAGCAGCAUCGGCCCCGGCCUGCUGUGCCUGGUGGGCUUGAGGGACACGGAUGGAGAGAAGGACGCAGAUUACAUAGUACGCAAGAUCCUGGGGCUGCGGUUAUGGCCCAACGCAGAGGGCAGCAAGGCGUGGGAUCAGAAUGUGGUGCAGAGGGAGUACGAGGUGCUGUGUGUGAGCCAGUUCACGCUGUUUGGGCGGCUCAAGGGCGCCGGCAAGCCAGACUACUCCAAGGCCAUGCCGCCGCAGCAGGCGCGGCAGGCGUAUGCCGCCUUCCUGGAGCAGCUGGGCAGGGCGUAUGUGCCGGGGCGGGUCAAGGACGGCGUGUUUGGGGCGAUGAUGGAUGUAGCGCUGGUCAACGAUGGCCCCGUCACCUUCCUGUUGGACAGCGCCGACCCCAACAACCAGGUGUCGCUGGCAAGCGGCGCCAGCAUGUCCAGCCUGUCGUCCGCUGACGCGCCCUGA
This is a messenger RNA of Chlorella variabilis, 492 nucleotides long. RefSeq lists its product as hypothetical. Gene Ontology annotation, biological process: tRNA metabolic process. The annotation marks the transcript as partial. The record is from RefSeq and is a predicted model, not a curated record. Gene Ontology annotation, cellular component: cytoplasm. NCBI's taxonomy places the organism in Eukaryota, Viridiplantae, Chlorophyta, Trebouxiophyceae, Chlorellales, Chlorellaceae. Gene Ontology annotation, molecular function: D-tyrosyl-tRNA(Tyr) deacylase activity. The transcript has 5 exons.